UAUUGCUAUACAUUGAAGUUCUAAAACAUAUGGACUUUAAAAAUUCUUAUGUUGUUAUAAGGAAGCAAAGCCCUGGGCCCCCUAAAGUUUCCCUGAAAAUCACGGAUGUGGGCAGAUCGAUUAGCAGGGGAAAAGGCAUACAAGUUUAUUUAACGUGUAUACACGAGCAUCUUCAGAAUGGAGACCCAGAUAUGCAGAGGAAAUUGUCCAUUUUUAUGCUUAGAUUCAAUACAGUAUAGACAACCAUGUAGAAAUACGACUAGGCAAAAGGAUAAGCUGUAAUGCAAAUAAACUGAGUGAGGAAACCCAGCAAGUCCUGUCUGGCUGGAUUCUUUCUGGCCUGUCUGUGCGAGCAUUCCUUCCUUCUGAGUGUGGGGAAGCACGUGGACUCGGGGUCUGAUGACCUACAGUCAAACAAGAGACACACACGGGACAACACGUCUGGAGAGACACAGGGAGAAGACAGCCAUCUGCAAGUCAAAGAGAGAAGCCUGCCCUUAUGGCCCUCAGGAGGAAGCCUGCUGAUUUCAUCUGGGACUUCUAAACUCCAGAAUUGUACUGAGUUCUGGGAACCACGUGUUUUCACUUUGUAAAUAUCAGGACGUGCCGCUCUGUUUCCAGCAGUCAUUGGACUUCAGCAUGAUCACUUCUCCGUUCCUGGCUUAUGUGGCAAUUUGGGUUUUCUGUGUCUUGAGAACCAGCUCUCUGGACACUUUUAUUGCAGCUGUUUACGAGCAUGCGGUGCUAUUGCCUAAUGCCAGCCUCACACCAGUAUCUCGUGAGGAGGCGCUGAAAUGGAUGGAUCAGAAUCUGGAUAUUUUGGAAGGAGCCAUCACGUCAGCAGCAGAGCAGGGUGCACAUAUUAUCGUGACUCCAGAAGAUGGUAUUUAUGGCUGGCACUUCAGCAGGGAAUCUGUCUACCCGUACUUGGAGGAUAUCCCAGACCCUCAAGUAAACUGGAUCCCCUGUGAUAAUCCUAACAGAUUUGGCCACACCCCAGUACAAGAAAGACUCAGCUGCCUGGCCAAGGACAACUCUAUCUAUGUUGUGGCAAAUAUUGGGGACAAGAAGCCAUGCAAUGCCAGUGACCCUCAGUGUCCCCCUGAUGGCCGUUACCAAUACAACACUGAUGUGGUAUUUGAUUCUCAGGGUAGGCUGGUGGCACGCUACCAUAAGCAAAAUCUUUUCAUGGUUGAAAAUCAAUUCAAUGCACCCAAGGAGCCUGAGAUUGUGACUUUCAACACCACCUUUGGAAGGUUUGGCAUUUUUACAUGCUUCGAUAUACUCUUCCAUGAUCCUGCUGUUACCCUGGUGAAAGACUUCUACGUGGAUACCAUACUCUUCCCAACGGCUUGGAUGAAUGUUUUGCCACAUUUGUCAGCCAUUGAAUUCCACUCAGCGUGGGCUAUGGGCAUGGGGGUCAAUUUCCUUGCAUCUAAUACACAUUACCCCUCAAUGAGGAUGACAGGAAGUGGCAUCUAUGCCCCCAAUUCUGCAAGAGCAUUUCAUUAUGAUAUGAAGACAAAGGAGGGAAAACUCCUCCUCUCACAACUGGAUUCCCACCCACGCCACCCUGUAGUGGUGAAUUGGACAUCUUAUGCCAGCAGUGUGGAAGCACUCUCAACUGGAAACCAGGAAUUUAAGGGCAUUAUCUUUUUUGAUGAAUACACCUUCGUGGAGCUCAAAGGAGUUAUGGGGAAUUACACAGUUUGUCAGAAAGAUCUCUGUUGUCAUCUGAACUACAAGAUGUCAGAGAAAAGAUCAGAUGAAGUUUAUGCCCUAGGGGCAUUUGAUGGACUGCACACGGUGGAAGGACGCUAUUAUCUACAGAUUUGUACUUUGGUGAAGUGUAAAACGACUGACUUAAACACUUGUGGUGACUCAGUUGAAACGGCUUCUACCCGGUUUGAAAUGUUCUCCCUCAGUGGCACUUUCGGAACUCAGUAUGUCUUCCCUGAGGUAUUGUUGAGUGAGAUACAGCUUGCACCUGGAGAAUUUCAGGUGUCAAGUGAUGGACGCUUGUUUAGCCUGAAGCCAAUAUCUGGACCUGUCUUAACAGUGACUCUGUUUGGGAGGUUGUAUGAGAAGGACCGAGCAUCAAACGCUUCAUCCAACCUCAUAGAGCAAGCACUAAGAAUAAUGCUAGCAGUUAUAAUAUCUAUUGUAUACUCAUUACGUUGGUAGAAUAUUGAUAUUUUCUCUCUUUUAUUUGAGAUAAUUGAAAAAAAUGAUGGAUGGCUUUUGCAAAUAGUGUUUUCUGGUAUAAGUGAAUUACUAAUUUCUUUUUAUUUAGAAACACACACACACACAUAUACCAGAUAAUAAAAGCUUUAUAUCAUAUCUAUUAAGAUAGAUUUAAAAAACUGUAUUUGAGCAUUGAUCUUUCUUGGAAUUGGGCUGUUUCUAUCAAAUGAGUAUAAAAAAUGUUUUAUGCAGAAGAAAUAAAAAUUACAGUUAAAAAGCACCUCAAAACUAUCAUAAAAUAUAACUAUUUUAUGUAUUACUAUUUUUAUUAUAACAUAUAUCUCUUAUUCAAUUCUGCAUAAAAUUAUCAGUGAUUUUAUUUGUUUGUUCUAUUAGUUAUUUACCUAAACAAUACAUUUCAAUUCUCUUAUGGACUAAAGAGUGUCCUCCUCAUUCAUGUGUUGGAGCCCUAACCCCCAGUACCUCAGAAUGUGACUGUGUUUGGAGAUAGGGUCUUUAAAGAGGUAAAAUAAAGUCAUCAGGGAGGACCCUAAUCCAAUAUGACUGGUUUUCUUAUAUGAAGAGGAGAUUGAAACACAGAUAUGCACAAGGGGAGACCAUACGGAGACACAGAAAGGACAACUAUUUACAAGCCAAUAAGACAAGCUCUCAGAAGAAACCAACGCUGCCGACACCUUGAUCUUGGACUUCCAGCCUCCAGAAUCAUGAGAAAAUAAGUUCUGUUGUUGACAUCACCCAGUCUGUGGACCUUUGUCAUAGGCAGCCCUAGCAAACUAAUACAAAGACCAAUUCUGCUCUCCUCUUCCCCACCACCACUGUCCACCAAAGUCUGAAGCUUGAGACAAAAUUCUUACCUCCUAAGAAUAUUCAGCCAGUCUGGGUCCCCAGGAUUCCAAUAGACACUCUUAGAGAGGGAUUGUUGAUGGAUUUAUAGUAAAACCAUUAGAUCAUCGAAUAGCUCUGGAAUUAGGAAACCAGAAAGUGCCAUUUUAAGAAAUUAUGUAUUUAAUCUAGCAUUAAAUAUUUGGGUUUUCUUUUUCAGUAAUAGCAGAAUCUCUUGACAUUAUAUGGUUUAGUGAAACAAAGAACAUCUUUUAAGUUGAAACAUCUCUCCACCGCUAGACUAUCACAUAGCACUAAAAUCAACUCACACCAUGUAAAACGUGCACAGGACAGCAGGGAACUUGCAGCAGUGACCCAUGCUGGCAAGACAUCAUUUUGAAACAAACACUUUCAUGACAGAUGCUUUUCCUAAAAAAUACCACCUCAUCCAAAAAUUAUUUGAAUAAAAUCAUCUUGUGCUUUUGCGUGA
Microcebus murinus (gray mouse lemur) is the source of this 3517-nucleotide messenger RNA. The record is from RefSeq and is a predicted model, not a curated record. NCBI's taxonomy places the organism in Eukaryota, Metazoa, Chordata, Mammalia, Primates, Cheirogaleidae.